Molecule: messenger RNA, 1182 nt
Organism: Cyphellophora europaea CBS 101466
Lineage: Eukaryota; Fungi; Ascomycota; Eurotiomycetes; Chaetothyriales; Cyphellophoraceae
Exons: 7
Coding region: 1-1182 (393 amino acids)
Source: RefSeq, a predicted model, not a curated record
AUGUCUAUGACCGAUGGUGUCCUUACUGUUCUGCCAGCCCCCGAGGGGUAUGAGGUGAACUUUGAGAACCCGCCCCAGGUGGGCGCCAUCGCUGGCUAUUUUGUUACGGGCUUCGGUAUAGCCCUGGCAGCAACCUUCCUUGCUCUGCGGCUCUAUACCCGUGCAAGAAUCACAAGAAACAUCGGCCUUGAAGAUGUGGCAGUCGUCCUAUCAUUUCUAUUCGGCUUGGGUACCCAGACCAUUCUCUUGCAUUUAUGGGUGUCCAAGAUCUCUGGAGUACAUGCUUUUGAAAUGCCGUUCGAAAAGUAUCAAUUUUUCAACAUCCUCAUCAUGGUGGCCAGUAUACUAUACGUGCCCUGUCUUGGAUUUGCUAAGAUCUCGAUCCUGCUCUUAUAUCACCGUCUUUCCAAGCUGCCGUGGUUCAAAGUCUGCGUCUACAUCGUCAUGGGCAUCGUCGCGAGCUACAGCUUGGGCAUUAUAUUCGCUCUGAUCUUCCCCUGCCAACCCAUCUCUGCCAAUUGGGAUCUCAGCAUCACCGACUUCAAAUGCAUUGACAAGGCUGCAAUCUAUCUGGCCACGGCUGCCGUCAAUUGCAUAACGGACUUUAUCAUCCUCACGAUACCCAUCCCGGUUGUGCUUGGCCUCCAGAUGCGCAGAACACAAAAGAUUGCCGUGCUCUGCAUGUUCGCAGUUGGUUCGGCCACCUUUGUAACCUCUAUUGUCCGCCUUGUGUACAUGGUGCCUAUGGUGAAGAACUUUGAUCAAACACACGUGGUGUCGAUCCCCUGCGUCUGGAUCAACGUCGAAGCCAAUCUCGUCGUCAUCACCACCUCACUUCCCUCCCUGCGCAGUUUCUUGCGGCACUUUUUCCCUUCCUUCUUCGAGGAGAGCAACUAUGCACCCAACAAGAACCACGGCUAUAAGGGUGGCAGCUACCCCUCGGGCAACGGGUCGAAGUUGGGAAGCCGCAACCACUAUGGCCGCAUGGACUCGAGCAGGGAUAUGGACGAUGUCGAAUUGGAGGGCGUCCUGCGCGGAGCAAAGAAAGACGGUUACCAUGCAAAUACCAACGAGGUCAGAGGCAAUGCCAGUGAUGCGGGUGCUGACGACGACCACAGCGAGAAGGGUAUCUGGCAGACUAAGACGGUCACCGUGGAGUACAGGGGCAACAACCGGGUGUAG